ACGUACCUCCGGAUUCCUCGCAAACACCAUUCACAAGCCUCCCCCGUUAACUUGUCCCGGUUCCCGGAUCCCCUCUAUAAAGCACAAGACACCAACCGGAACCAGGCGCGCGCAGAUAGAUAUAUGGCACAACAACUAAUUAAGCAAUAAGCUAGUGCAUGAGCCUGAGCUCACCAAGCUCGGGACGGCAGGCAGGAAAUUGAGAGCAUAGUUGUUGCAUGAGAGAUCGGGACAUGGAGCAAACGGACGAGGCGUCGGCCAACAAGGGGAGCCCCGUGGCCGGGGAGCAGCAGGGCCUCGAAGACGGAGGCCCGGCAGCAGUGACGUGGCUCCACCUCACGCUAGGCGUCAACAGCUCGCAGCAGCCGGUGGCGGCGGACUCCUCUAAUUCGUCCUUGGACAGCGAGCCACCGCCGGCCAGGACGACAACCCCUCCUUCUCCGGCUCCGUCGAAGCCGCCGCCGCACAAGGUGUUCUCGUGCAACUUCUGCAUGAGGAAGUUCUUCAGCUCGCAGGCGCUGGGCGGCCACCAGAACGCGCACAAGCGGGAGCGCAGCGCGGCAAAGCGCUCGUCCUCCUACCACCAUCACGCUCACUCGUCGCGCCAACACCAGAGGAUGGUCAUGGCCGGCUUGCCGCUCGAGGCGCACGCGGCCAUCAUGCGCGCAGCCCUGCGGGUCAAUCCGGUGAUCCACAAGCAGGCGCCGCUGGCCACGCAAGAUGCCACGGCGCCGAGGUUCCACGACGGUGUCGGCGUGGUUGGCCCUUGGGCGGCGCCGCCGCUCGUCUACGAAGAUGCGCUCCGCUCCACGACGACAUCAUGGCCCGGGAGCUUCAGGAUGAGGACGCAGUCCGAGCCUCCUAGCUCAGAGGAGCAUCCGCCAUCAGAUCAGCAGAGUAAGAAGAUGGACUUGAGCCUCAGGCUGUGAUAUAUUGAUCGGUGGUGAUAAUAGACGUAGAGCUAGCUAGUCGUUUGUAUAAUUAUCUUUGAUCAGCAUGCAUGUAACUAUUGAGUGUCCAAUUCUGAGUUUCUCCUCGCUUCUACUCCCUCCGAUUCAUAAAAGAUGUCGUUCAUUUUGUACUAAGUUAGUACAAUUGCUCUUCUUCUUUCAAGGUCUAGAAUGUUAUUUCAAUAUUCCCUCCGUCAUUAAAGUACUUGACUUUCUAGAAA
Molecule: messenger RNA, 1171 nt
Organism: Brachypodium distachyon (stiff brome)
Lineage: Eukaryota; Viridiplantae; Streptophyta; Magnoliopsida; Poales; Poaceae
Product: zinc finger protein 7
Exons: 1
Coding region: 219-929 (236 amino acids)
Source: RefSeq, a predicted model, not a curated record